Messenger RNA from Adelges cooleyi (spruce gall adelgid), 438 nucleotides. RefSeq lists its product as uncharacterized. NCBI's taxonomy places the organism in Eukaryota, Metazoa, Arthropoda, Insecta, Hemiptera, Adelgidae. The transcript has 3 exons. The coding region runs from base 58 to 438 and encodes 126 amino acids. The record is from RefSeq and is a predicted model, not a curated record.
ACUUUUGAUAAACCAGUCUACGUUGGGUUUUCCGUCUUGGAAAUUUCCAAGACGUUAAUGUAUGAUUUUCAUUACAAUGUAAUGAAAGAGUACUACGGUUGCGACAUUGAACUACUCUAUAUGGAUACAGAUUCUCUAAUGUACCUGAUUAAGACCAAAGAUUUUUAUGCCGAUGUGUUGUCCAAACCGGGUUUUUUAGAAAAAUUGGAUACAUCCAAUUUUCCACCUUCACAUCCAUGUUAUAGGACAGAAAGAAAAAAAGUUCCGGGGACUUUUACAGAUGAGACCGUAGGUGACAUUAUUUGGGAACAUAUUGCACUUCGAGCAAAAUCUUAUGGUUACAUACUAAUGGGGGCCGAACACAUCAAGGCUAAGGGGGUCGCCUAUCAUGUGAUUAAAAACCACAUGACAUUUGAGGACCACAAAGACAGUUUAUAG